Molecule: messenger RNA, 5249 nt
Organism: Apis mellifera (honey bee)
Lineage: Eukaryota; Metazoa; Arthropoda; Insecta; Hymenoptera; Apidae
Gene: hth
Product: homeobox protein homothorax
Exons: 13
Coding region: 2268-3665 (465 amino acids)
Biological process (GO): eye development; brain development; positive regulation of cell population proliferation
Molecular function (GO): RNA polymerase II cis-regulatory region sequence-specific DNA binding; DNA-binding transcription activator activity, RNA polymerase II-specific
Source: RefSeq, a predicted model, not a curated record
GCGCGGCGCUGAUUGACAGUUGGCGAACGACUGCGGACGGCGCAGGAUCUAAAACCGCGCUAGGCGCUGCUCUCCACGCUCGCUCGCUCCGCUCUUCUCUUACCCGUCGAUGUACCCGGUGCUUUUUCGUGGGGGAAGAACUCGAAACACGCAUAUUCCCGUGGCUGCCUUUGCCCGCCGGCCCGCGCGCAACAUAUACACCAACCUUCCACCUUCUGUCCGCCGGAGUUACGAGUGGCACACGCAGUAGUAGUUACGGUUAGGGAGGAGGGUCGGCCGCCGUCUCGCGGACAGCUCUCUCGCGCGUCACCUCUUCUCUCACUCCUCUGCGUGACCGGUUCGUUCGUUCAGUAAUCGCCGCGAGGAGGAACGCGCUUCUUCUUCCGCCGCGGACUCCGUCUACGACGCGAUAUCCGACCGUUUUCCCACACUCGUCGCGUGGAGAAUCAUCGGUAAAUACGGAUUGAACUCGGUUGUGUCUGUCGUGUUAUUAUUGUAUCGUCGUUGUAUUUAAACGGUAAACCACGGAGAUCUGUUUGGCGCGCUACGGGACGACAUUGAAAAGGAAAACAAGAGAUAACUCGUGCAACGCAUCGAGGCUACUUUCGAGGCUUGAGUUUUCGUUCGUGUCGCGCGAACACGCGACCACGAACGAAUCUUCGAUUCCACGAAUUUUUACUGACGGAUUUAACAACGGUGGACAUUGACGUAAUUUCCCGUCGCGCGAGAACCUCGCGUAUAUCUCCGCUCCCUUCUCAUCGAAUCGUCGAAAGAUCAUCGUCCAGAUAUCGGUUGUGUCUCGCGUCCAAGCUGUUUCGAAGCAACGCAGUGUGUCACGCGCGCGACCCUCGUCCACGCGAGUAACGCCAUCCAUUUGUGCUCCGUCUUAUCGAUUUCCCAUCACCAGUGCAUCUAUCCGAAACUGCAUCCGACGCCUUGAAUUCGCGCCAAUGAUCGACGGUGUAUCGAAGGAUAUAAACGUGUCCACCACAGUGACGUAUCACACACGCGUAUCUUUCCGGUGUUUAUCCGUGCCGUUUAUUACUGUGAAAUAACAUAAUCCAGUGCAUCCUCGGAUCUCUCUUCUCCGACGGCCAAUACACUCGUGGACCCGAUACCCAUAGUGGACAUCAGCGCAUCCGUGAUAAUUGAGGAUCGUGUGAUAAAUACGCGCAUACACCUUGGUGACGAAUCGAAUAAAAAAGAAAAGAAGAAGAAAAAUUCAUUCUCGUGAUUUCUCUGAUCCGUCGGGAAACUCGAACAGCCCCCUCCCCUCCCCCUUACAAUUUUUCUUACAUUUACAUUUUUAAUGCCUUAUCAACCGAGAGGGAUCAGCUUGCCCCGGAGAGACGAGUUUAAAGAGGUUGGAUCGAAAAAUUGAUUUUCGGGGGAAGAGGAAACGUCGGAGAAAAGUGGGAAUUGAAAUAUAUAGAAGAGAGAAGAGAAGAUCGACGAGUAGCGAAGAAGAAGAAGAAGAAGAAGAAGACAGGAAAGGAAAUCGAGCGAUAUAUAUAUAUAUAAUGUCGCGAGACUGACGUUACGGAGAGGCACGCUCUCUCUGGGUGGUGUGUCGGUACAGCGGAAGUUCCGCCGGUGUGACGAUGAGGAAGCACGUGUGUCCGGCCGUAGCCGUGGUCCUGCUGCAGCGUUCAACCGCGCGAGCCAAGCUGUGCUGACGCUCGCUUCGAUUUCUCGUCGUCGAACAGCGUGUCGCCGGUCGACUCGGAUCGUCCAAGGACCCGACGGAGCAGCCAUCCAGCCGUACCGCGUCGCAAGUAGCGUGGCGGAACACGAUCGAGGACCGUCGGCGCCGAUUUCCUUCUCCAUCCAGUAAUUUUUUUUAACACCGUCGUUUCGAAAUUAAUCAUUGCUCAACGAGGAGAAAGGGGUGGAUAAUAGAGAUAUAUAUAUAUAUAUAUAUAUAUAUACCGUGGAUAAAUCUGGCGGUGAAGGGGAAUAGGAAAGGGAGGAGGAAAGUGUGAACUGUGGAACACGGACGGCAUCGGCCAGCGACGGCAUCUGUCUCGUUCCCCCUUGUUGUUGUGGAUUUAUCCUGCGUGAUAUUCGGCGAAAGGAAAUAAUCCGCGAGUCCUUUGAGUGUGACGAAAGAAACGGAAACGGGCAAACCGAUCGCCGCGAUAAGGCGGAUCGAAAAGUGGGGAAACCAGUGUGUGUGAAGUGUUCGAGGUUACUUGCUUAUACUGUGGGAAAAUACAGCCGCUACGGUGGCUCAGCACGCAGAGUUCCCCGGCGCGGCCAGGGCGUUCAUGGCGCAGCCAAGGUAUGACGAUGGAGGGCUGCACUCGAGUUAUCUCGAGGGCGGAGGUGGAGGAGGUGGUGCAGGGCUGUACGAUCCACACGGGAGCGCCCGGGGUGUCCCUGGCCUCCAUCACAGUCCGCACCUCGGGGGCAUGGGGCCUGCACACCCUCAGUAUCCACCGCCCCCGCCGCAACCACCCCAACACGUUCUUGCGGCGGCGGCCGCAGCUGCAGCAUCCGCGGUACCCGACGUCCACAAACGCGACAAGGAUGCGAUCUACGGACACCCCCUGUUCCCACUUCUCGCGCUGAUCUUCGAGAAGUGCGAAUUGGCGACGUGUACGCCGCGCGAACCUGGCGUAGCGGGUGGUGACGUGUGUUCGUCAGAAAGCUUCAACGAGGACAUAGCUGUCUUCUCCAAACAGAUCAGACAGGAGAAACCUUACUACAUCGCCGAUCCGGAGGUGGACUCGCUGAUGGUACAAGCGAUCCAGGUCCUCCGGUUUCACCUCCUCGAGCUAGAAAAGGUGCACGAAUUGUGCGACAACUUCUGCCACCGGUACAUCAGCUGCUUGAAGGGGAAAAUGCCUAUAGACCUAGUGAUCGACGACAGAGAGAGCUCGAAACCGCCCGAGAUGGGGAACGGUUUGGACGGUGGCGGGCCGAGGAGCACCGCGGACAGCACCAGCCACACGGACGGAGCAAGCACGCCGGACGUCAGGCCACCCUCCUCGUCGCUCUCGUACCCUGGCGCGGGUGGCAACGAGGACGCGCGUAGCCCCGGAAGCGGGGGCACACCUGGACCCCUCAGCGCACAGGCGCCAGCUAGUUUGGACUCCUCGGAUCCUGGUAAAUGGUGUCCGCGUAGGGAAUGGAGUUCGCCGCCGGACGCGCAACGAGCGGCGAGCGAUGCGCGUCGUGGCGUUCUUUACUCUUCCGUCUUCCUCGGUAGCCCCGGUGAUGCGAGUAACGCGAGUAUUGGCAGCGGCGAGGGUACCGGAGAGGAAGACGACGAUUCGUCGGGUAAGAAGAAUCAGAAGAAGAGGGGUAUCUUUCCCAAAGUGGCGACCAACAUCCUCAGGGCGUGGCUGUUUCAACAUCUUACGCAUCCGUACCCUUCGGAAGACCAGAAGAAGCAACUGGCUCAAGACACGGGGUUGACGAUCCUUCAAGUUAAUAACUGGUUCAUCAACGCGAGGCGUAGAAUCGUCCAGCCUAUGAUCGACCAGAGCAAUCGAGCCGUAUUUCCGCCAUUGUCCGCAGGUCCUAGCGGGGCGUACAGUCCCGACCCGACGAUGGGCUACAUGAUGGACGGACAGGCGGCGAGCAUGAUGCACCGGCCGCCCGGUGACCCCACCUUCCACAAUCAGUACCAUUACCCAGAGUACUAUGGACAUCACUUAUAAAGCAGUAGUCGCAAAUGAAGGUAGACGAUGGAAUGACGAUUCUUGCGGAACGGGAAACGUAGCAGCGUGACGGAAGCGCAGCGUGCUCCGGUUGGCGUUAGAGCGGCAAGGUGCAACGGGGGCAACGAGGAAGCGAUUCGCGUCGCCUCCGGCUCGUGAUCGACGCGAAGAGGCGAGGAGGAGGAGGAGGAGGAGGAUAUUUCUCGAGCCGCGUCGCGGUCUCGUCGAUGGAGGAAUUGGUGCUCGAGAGCCGAGGAGCGCACGAUGCGGACAGUCGAGGCGGAAAAGCACGGUCGUCGGUCCGAUUCUGGAGGAGGAGGAGGAGGAGCAAAAAGAAGGAGGAGGAAGAAAAAGAGGGAGGAAGAAGAAAAAAUCGUGGUAUCGAGGUUCGACGGACCUCUGCGAGCCUUCUUCCUUCGAUGAAGAGGAAAGACUUGGAGGAUUGGGGGUUGUGGACCGACCGAGAGGUUUGUGUUGGUACGCGUGGAACCGGAAGCAAGAUGGAGGGAAGGGAAGAAGAAGAAGAAGAAGAAGGAAGAGGAAAGUUGUGGAAGAGGGCGCGGCUUGGUACAAGAGGGGAAGAACGGAGGAGCCGCGAGGAAGGGAAAUUCAUGUGAUUGUUCUGUGUACAAAUGUCGCGGUGUAAUAUUGUAGUGAUCGAAGAAUUUAAAUGUUAAAUUUUAAUACACGGUCGCGAUCGAGCUAUUAUUAAUUAAAAACGAUUAUUAUUAGGAGGAGGAAGAGGAGAAGGAGGAGGAGGAGGAGGAGGAGAAUUAACGACGAGGUAACCUCGAACAGAGUGAUAUAGGCAAUUUCUAGCGGGCAUGUGUACAUUAAAGGGGUGGUAAAAACGUAAAAAAAAUUAAUAUUAAUAAUAAUAAUAAUAAUAAUGAUACAAAUAAAGAUAAGGUUAAAAAAAAAAUGUAAAACGAAAGUGGUAGAGGGAAGAAUUACGAGAAGAGAGAGAGAGAGAGAGAGAGAGGGAGAGAGACAGGGGGGGAGAAAAGGGUAAAAAAAUAAAAGAAAAGCGAACCCGGUGCUCGCACGGAUCCGUUAUACGAUAAUAGAUAGGUGUUCACGUGCUUACGAGAAUCGACGAGGAAUAAUGGAGAUUUUUCUAGAGAAAAAGUGCGGAGGGAUAUGAACGUUCGAUGGGACGAACGUUGGGAAUUCGACGAACGAUCGAAUAUAUGUAUAUAUAUAUACACACACACGCGCGCGCGCAGAUACGCAUCCAUGUGUAUAGAUAUAUACGGGUAUAAAUAAAUAAAUAAAAAAAAAUAUAUAUAUAUAUAUAUAGAGAAUAAAAAGAAUUUUAGAUGCGCGAUGGGUGCACGUUUUAAAAAAUUGACGGAUCGUGAAAAAAAAAAAAAGAAAGAUGGCAUGGAAGAGAAUUAUAGGAGAUCGGUUUUAAACGCUGUAUCAUCGAAAAAUUGCGCAUGCGUGCGUAAUUGCGGAAGCGUGAGCGGUAAUCCGUGAUGCUCGGAAACGAGGGGAGCGAGGAAAGGCGCGAGGCUCGACUCGUAAAUGAUAAAGCAAAGAGGAGAUUCGAGGAAAAGGAAGGAGGAAAAGACGCGAGGAGAA